Molecule: messenger RNA, 1197 nt
Organism: Fibroporia radiculosa
Lineage: Eukaryota; Fungi; Basidiomycota; Agaricomycetes; Polyporales; Fibroporiaceae
Exons: 12
Coding region: 1-1197 (398 amino acids)
Molecular function (GO): zinc ion binding; 5-methyltetrahydropteroyltriglutamate-homocysteine S-methyltransferase activity
Source: RefSeq, a predicted model, not a curated record
AUGUCCACUACACCGCGCUUGAACCCUCCUUUUCGCGCAGACCACGUCGGGUCGCUGAAACGCCCUAUAGUACUUCUGCAGAAGCGCAAGGAUUUGGAUGAAGGACGGUGCACACAGGAGGAGUUGAAGGUCGUUGAGGACGAAGCCAUCACGAAAAUCGUCCAGAUGCAGAGGGAUGUAGGCAUCAAGGCUAUUACGGAUGGCGAGUUCAGAAGGCACAUGUUUUAUGAUGGUGUCUUCGACAAUCUGGAAGGCACGAAUUACAUCCCAGUUGUUCCAUUGGACUGGUUCAUGGACUAUGUCCCCGACAUCGACGCCUUCAAACAGCACAACUUUAAGGGCGCAGCAUCUUACCUAUGCGAGUCAAAGCUUAAGCGCACGAAGCCAUUCUACGUUGGACAAUUUGAGGCCCUCAAAGCUCUUACUGAACCCGAGGAACACAAGAACCUGAAAAUUACCAUGUGUGCUCCAGAGUGGUUUCAUCUCCGGCACGGGCCUUACGCAUAUCCCAAAUCCGUGUACAAGAAUGAUGAUGAGUACUUCGCCGAUAUUGCCCAAGCGUACAGGGAGGAGAUAAGGGACCUUUAUGCGGUAGGAUGCAGGAAUAUCCAAUUUGAUGACCCCCUUUUAGCCUACUUCUGUGAUGUCAAAAUGCUCAAGGGGAUGGAGGAGCGCGGUAUUGAUCAUGUAGCGAUGCUUGAUCUAUACUGCAAAGUGUAUAAUGCAUGCCUCGAGGGCCGCCCGGCUGAUAUGACAGUUGGCAUUCACUUAUGCCGCGGUAACUUUAAGGAUGGGCGUCAUUUCAGUGAGGGUGGGUAUGACCGAAUUGCUAUCAAACUAUUCCAGGAGAUUUCAGCCGACACUUACUAUCUUGAAUAUGAGACUGAGCGAGCAGGGACAUUCGAGCCCCUGCGUUGGCUCCCUACAAAUAAAUCCGUUGUUUUGGGUCUUGUCUCUAGCAAAUUCCCUAAAAUGGAGGUUAAAGAGGAAUUGAUUGCUCGGGUAUACCAGGCUGCGGAAAUUAUUGCUAACGGAGAAGAAAAGCGCUCUAAGGAGCAGGCACUGAAUCAAAUCUGCAUAAGUCCGCAGUGUGGCUUUGCAUCUCAUGCGGAUGGCAACCCUGUUACUGAGGAUGAUGUCGUGCGCAAGCUUUCUCUUGUUACCGAGACAGCGAGGGCGAUCUGGGGAGACAACUAA